UUCACCUGGGCACUGGACACCUGGAGAUUCCAGGUCAGUGUCGCGCCAGGUCCCAGUGCCGGUUUGUUAUUAAGUGGUCCCAAGCUGCCGGAAGCGAUUCCUCGCCGUCGGGCCAGGCCACCGGAAGUCACUGGCUGCGGUUGCAACCUCUAAACGAGUCCCCUUUCCUUUUAACCCCUUAUAACUUGUGAGUGACCUGCGCCACUUCACGACUCUCUAGGUGUGGAGGGAGCAAGGCCACCAUGGUUGGCUCGAGCGAGGAGCCGCUGAGGAGCCUGCCGAGAGAGGCUGUCGCGGAGAGGAACGUAGAGACAGGUGGGCGAAGUUGCCGGGGGGGCGGACUUCGCGACGGCACCCGCGGAGGAUGGCUGAGAGUCCCUCUCUGUCCGAGCCAUCGGCCUCGCCAGAGCUCCAUGGCGACUUCAAAAAGCCAGCCCUGCCGGCGCCCCCGGCCGUGCGGAGCAAGGCCCCGGCCACCAGUCCUGCAGACUCCGAGGAGACACCGCCGGGCGCCGACUCCCGGGAGCCCGCUGACCCGCCGGCCGGGCCGGACCACGGAGAAACCAGGAGCGCCCCCGACGAGCCGCCGCGUCCCCCUACGGCCGCACCCCGCCCCGGCGGCUCGGCCCGGGCCCCCCCUUACCGAGAGCCUUCGUGGGGCGGCCCCGCCACGGCCCCCUACAGCCUGGAGACGCUGAAGGGCGGCGCCAUCCUGGGCAGCCGCAGCCUGACGGGGAUGAGCUGCUGCGUGUUCGGGCGGCUGCCGGGCUGCGACGUGUGUCUGGAGCAUCCGUCCGUGUCCCGCCACCACGCGGCGCUGCAGCACCGGGCCGCGCGCCCCGCCGGGGACCCCCAUGACCCCGACGACCCCGACGACCCCGGGCCGGGCUUCUACCUCUACGACCUGGGCAGCACCCACGGCACCUUUCUCAACAAAACCCGCAUCCCGCCCCGCACCUACUGCCGGGUCCACGUCGGGCAUGUGCUUCGCUUCGGGGGCAGCACCCGGCUGUUCAUUUUGCAGGGGCCAGAAGAAGACCGAGAGGCCGAAUCCGAGCUGACAGUAACUCAGCUGAAGGAACUGCGCAAACAGAGACAGAUCCAGCUGGAGAAGAAGAUGCUAGGAGAAGAUUCAGAUGAAGAGGAGGAUGUAGAUGCCGGGGAACAGAAGAAGAAUUCUAGUAGUCAAGAGGAUGAGAUGGGCUGUACCUGGGGGAUGGGAGAAGAUGCUAUAGAAGAUGAAGCGGAAGAGAACCCCAUUGUCUUAGAGUUUCAACAAGAAAGGGAGGCCUUUUAUAUCAAAGAUCCCAAAAAGGCACUCCAAGGGUUUUUUGACCGAGAAGGAGAAGAAUUAGAAUAUGAAUUUGAUGAGCAGGGACAUAGCACGUGGCUCUGCAGGGUGAGAUUACCUGUGGAUGAUUCAACUGGAAAACAGCUGGUGGCUGAGGCUGUCCAUUCAGGAAAGAAAAAGGAGGCGAUGAUCCAAUGUUCACUUGAAGCUUGUCGAAUUCUUGAUACUUUGGGAUUGCUGCGGCAGGAGGCAGUAUCUCGGAAAAGAAAAGCCAAAAACUGGGAAGAUGAAGACUUUUAUGAUAGUGACGAUGACACCUUUCUUGAUCGCACUGGCCUGGUUGAAAAGAAGCGGCUGAACCGAAUGAAGAAAGCUGGGAAGAUUGAUGAGAAGCCAGAGACCUUUGAGUCAUUGGUUGCAAAGUUAAAUGAUGCUGAAAGGGAACUCACUGAAAUUUCAGAGAAAUUGAAAGCCUCAAGCAAAGGUCUGUCAGAGUCACCAUCUCAGGACUCUUUAGAUGCGUUCAUGUCCGAAAUGAAAUCAGGGAGUGCUCUAGAUGGUGUGUCCCGGAAGAAGCUUCACCUGAGAACUUUUGAACUGAGGAAAGAACAACAGAGACUUAAAGGAUUGAUAAAAAUUGUAAAGCCAGCAGAGAUUCCAGAACUGAAAAAGACUGAAGGUCAGACUGCAGGUACAGAAAACAAAGCUAAAAAGCUUAUACUGCCUCUGUUUGGUGCCAUGAAAGGAGGAAGCAAAUUCAAAUUAAAAACUGGAACAGUUGGGAAAUUACCUCCUAAACGUCCAGAACUCCCUCCAUCUCUAAUGCAAACAAAGGAUGAGCCUGAAGUAGAGGAAGAGGAGGAAGAGGAAGAAGAGGAAGAAAAUGAAAAGAAGAGAGUAGAAGCGAGAAGCAGUAGGCUACAGCAGGAGAACGAGCUGGAAGAAGCAGUGGAGGAAGCAGGUCCUCUCACAGAGCUCACAAGUGCUAAAGAAACAAAAGCCCUGGGAAACAUGUCUCAACUCAGCCAAGCAGAGCAGAAUCAGGAUAGUCAUGAACUUGAUAACACAUCCACAUCGCAGGAGGAGCCCUCAGCAUCAGAGAAUGAAUAUGAGAAAAGCAAAGAUGAAUUGAUGAAAAAGAAAGCUCCUGGUCCAGGAAAACACACACCAACAUUUUCCUCCAAAUAUCCAGAAGAUGACCCAGACUACUGUGUAUGGGUCCCACCUGAAGGUCAAAGUGGUGAUGGCAGGACCCAUCUUAAUGACAAAUAUGGCUAUUGACUGCUUCUGAAACCCGAAGGAAGAUUCUGUGGACCAUGUGACGUGAGAUAUUUGAGUGCUGUAUCAGAUUGGAAGUCCAGAGAAGGAGCUUAAGUGAUCACAUGUUGCUUCCAUGCUCUCAGCUUUCCAGAUUUAUCUACCUGUUUCUCCUAGUUUUAGUAUUUAUGUUUUAAAAGUGUUUGUGUAUCUAUGUAAAAAGAAUCAUAUAUUUUGAGAAUUAGUAAAGCGAGGGGUAUUAAAAUGAGAAAAUGAAAA
Messenger RNA from Erinaceus europaeus (western European hedgehog), 2827 nucleotides. RefSeq names its product solute carrier family 4 member 1 adaptor protein (gene SLC4A1AP). Gene Ontology annotation, molecular function: protein binding; mRNA binding. NCBI's taxonomy places the organism in Eukaryota, Metazoa, Chordata, Mammalia, Eulipotyphla, Erinaceidae. The transcript is spliced from 14 exons. The record is from RefSeq and is a predicted model, not a curated record. Bases 365 to 2572 code for a protein of 735 amino acids.